CCUAAAGCCCGAACGGAGCAAGGUUCCAGUUAAAACGGUAUCAAUUGGAGCGCCAGGCCCUGAGAGAGAUCUGCAAUCGCUGUUCUCGUUGCGUGCCAUUGUCAACAGGGCAACUGUUGUCUCUCGCUAAUGGCGACCAUGGAUGGAGUGGUGCAGAAUCAGCCUCAGCAGCAACAGCCUCUCCUGGCGCCGCAGGUGGUUGUAGCAGAAAGGUUAAACCAGGCGGUACAGCAACAGUUGAACCUGGAGGCUGUGAAGACUCGAGCUACUACUCUAUUUAAAGCCAUCUCUCGGAUCCUUGAAGAUUUUGAUGUCUACGGUCGCACCAAUACGACACCUAAAUGGCAAGACAUAUUGGGGCAAUAUUCUAUGGUGAAUCUCGAGCUUUUCAACAUCGUUGACGAAAUUAAGAAAGUUUCCAAGGCUUUUGUUGUACAUCCUAAGAAUGUUAAUGCAGAGAAUUCUACAAUACUACCAGUUAUGUUGUCCUCAAAACUAUUGCCUGAGAUGGAGGUAGAGGAUAAUUCAAAACGUGACCAGUUGUUACUUGGGAUGCAAAAUAUGCCAAUAUCUACACAGAUUGAGAAGUUAAAGACUAGAAUUGAAAUGAUUGGAGCAGCCUGUGAAAGUGCUGAAAAAAUAUUAGCUGAGACUCGGAAAGCAUAUUGUUUCGGAAUGCGUCAAGGGCCAGCAAUAGCUCCAACUUUAGAUAAGGCUCAAGCUGCAAAAAUUCAGGAGCAAGAGAAUUUACUCCGAGCUGCUGUUAACUUUGGGGAAGGAUUAAGAUUACCUAUUGAUCAACGGCAGAUUACUCCAACACUUCCGAUGCAUUUGGUAGAUGUGCUGAAUGUAGGUGAUGGAGUGCAGAGUUUUAAUGAAACAUCUGGUAUGUAUGCAAAGAAUACUCCUCUAACAUCACAUAAUAUUGGUGGUCCAGGAUCAUUGUUACAGCAGCCUCCUGGAUCACAACUUGUUGGAAGGUCAGCUGCAUCGCCUUCUGGUGCCACAUCCUUUGACAACACAACGCCGCCAUUGCCAUAUGCUAACUCUCCAAGGUCAACUGCGAAUGUUAUGAACAUACCUUCUCCUCAACAGCAGACCCAACAGCAGCAACAGCAACAGCAACAGCAACAGCAACAGCAGCAACUUCAGGUCCAGCAAAGGCAAAAAUUGAUGCAACUACCUCAGCAUCAGCAACUCCUUGCUCAACAACAGAUGAGGCAAUCUCCUAUGCAAGGAAUAGGACAGAUUCAUGGACAGCAUCAGAUGCAGUUUUCACAGCCAUUGGCACACCAGCAAUUUCAGGGAAGGCAGAUGUCUUCUGGUCACAUUCAACAUGGCAUUACUCAAAGCCAGCUUGGCCAAGGAAAUCAAAUGAAUCGUCACUUGAGCCAGUUUUCUGGUGCUGCUAACAGUAGUUUGUUUAAUGCUGCGCAGACUACCCCAAGUUCUCAAAUGAUUCCAAAUAUUUCAGCUACAAUGUCAUCGCAACCACUCAUGCCACGUGUGCAGUAUGGGAGCAAUCCGCAGCGAAGCCAUGCUCAAAUUCUGAGUGAUCAGAUGUUCAACAUGGGAGGAGGCAGCGCGGGUGGUAUGAUGCCUAUGCAACAGCAGCAGCAGCAGCAACAGCAGCUUGCCCCACAAGGUGCAUUUGGUAACAUGUCAACAAACGCACAGUCUCUCCAAUCUGGUAUGCUACCACUUCAGAACAUGCAACAGACUCACCCUAAUUUCGGCCAGCAAAGACAGCAAAACCAGCAAUAAUGACCACUGUGCGUUGGUAGCCCCUGCUGCAUGUAAUGCAAUCCAUUAUCUAUUUACUGUGUGGUAGUAGAGGAAGAUUAAUUUAGUACUGUUCUGUAUAUACUGCUGAAUUUUGGAUUGUGUUUACUAGGGUGGGUAAAUUAUCUGCCCCUACUUUGGCCCAAUGACUUGUUAUAAACUAGGCGUAGUUUGGAGUAGAAUGGGGGAGUUGGAGUUAUCAACUCUUCAAGUGGGACUACCACUUUUACUCUUUCA
Molecule: messenger RNA, 2019 nt
Organism: Cucurbita maxima (winter squash)
Lineage: Eukaryota; Viridiplantae; Streptophyta; Magnoliopsida; Cucurbitales; Cucurbitaceae
Product: mediator of RNA polymerase II transcription subunit 8
Exons: 11
Coding region: 130-1764 (544 amino acids)
Cellular component (GO): mediator complex
Source: RefSeq, a predicted model, not a curated record